Messenger RNA from Trichoderma harzianum CBS 226.95, 1116 nucleotides. RefSeq lists its product as hypothetical. The coding region runs from base 1 to 1116 and encodes 371 amino acids. The record is from RefSeq and is a predicted model, not a curated record. The transcript is spliced from 3 exons. NCBI's taxonomy places the organism in Eukaryota, Fungi, Ascomycota, Sordariomycetes, Hypocreales, Hypocreaceae.
AUGGCUUCCACCAAGCGAACAGUCAUCGAGAUAUCCUCCGGCAAUGACGACGAUAACCCUCUCGUGACGCGUCGCAAGAUCCGCCGACGAUCCAAGAUACCAGAGCCACAGCGGAACGAAGCAGACACAGAGGCCACCCAAGGCCAACCGACAUUUGCAGAAUUUCUCUCCCGAACGCUACCAAGCAGGCUGAUCUCGGGUGAUGUCGCAAAAUACAUCCAGCGAGAGUCCAACGUUCGUCUAGAGACUGCAAGACAAGAAGGGAUUACUCUGGAUACUGUCUUCAUCGGCAUGGACUGUUUGCCGGCUUGGAUGGGUAUGCACUGGGAUCCGCAAAGGGAGUCUCUGCAUUGUGCUAUCCAAGAUCGACUGAUGGAUGUCGAGGUUUCGAGUACGCUAGGCGAUGUUCUUCGGAAAGACCUCAUCGAAAAAGGGAACCGGAAACUCGAGGAGGCUCGUCAACUCGGACUGGGCAUCGAGGAUAUCACGAUUGGGAAAGGGCUCCUAGCGACAUGGAAUGGUCUGGCGUCUACCCAAGAGACGGUUUACGGGCUGGAAACUCCUCCCGAAGAAACGAGCAUCGGAACUACUGUUCAAGAUUCGUCAGUCUUCGGCCAAGCAGAGACGCCGGAGUCCGAGAUCAUCACAAUAUCCUCGGCAAUUGAUGAAAUCAUUCAUAUGAACAAUGUGGUCAAUACCCAGCCGGAAUAUUCGGAGAGUGACGACGAGGCUCCGCAUAUUCUUCACGAUGUCGAGGUCGUGGGCGGCUUUGAGGGUCACCCGGACGUGGAUUUGGAAGUAUACUUGGUGGAAGACGACGAAGAAAUAGAAGGCCUUCCGGAACUUGAGCUGGCGAUUGAUGGAGAUGCAUUUAUAUAUUAUUUUGGCGAUGAUGAUCUUAUGGAGGUUGAGAUUCCUGGGAUGGAUCUACAGUGCUCGCUUGACGUUCCUCCUGACCAGAGUGAUGAGGGGGACUAUAAUACGGAGGGUAGACCACCAUUGAGGGAAAUUGAAGGCGACUCCGACGAUCAAGUUAUGGAUGAGGACGAGGGUGAGGAUGAGGGCGGAGAGCAAAAUUCGGUCAUUCAAAUCACUGAGGAUGGUUUCACUUGGUGA